CAUCGACACUAGAAGCGACCCGGGCGUGGUUGCUGAGUGACACCGCUCCGCUUGCUCGCCGUGCCACCACAGUAACCUGCCGGCCUUUCUUCACCCGUGCCGCUGCCGCUGUUGUUGCUGCUCGCAAGCAAAGCGACUACCCCCAACAACAACAGCAACAACAACAACAACACAAGCCUGGCAGAGGCUACACCGGGCGGACUUUCGUCUCAUCUGUAAAGCAACACGACUUCAAGUGCCGUUGGCCAUCGAGCGACACGGAUAGCAGCCUCGCCCGGGGCUUUUCGACUUCAAAUUCCGCUGGACAGGAAUAGGCAGCCAUCUAACCAGAGCCAGCUAUCAACACAGCACAGCACAUCUCGGCGCGUGCGACCUCGGAGUCGACGCUGUCGUUGGAGAAGCGGCGAGAGGCGGGAGAGAGUCUCGGGUUGUGUGUGUGGGGGGUGAUGGAGCCAUGGACGAGCUGGCAACUCCCGGUGUGGUGACGAGAAGAGAGGUCUGACUUCGUACUGCGAGCGCGUCUCCUUCAGCUGUUUGCGCUCUUCUCUGUGGGGACGCCAGCGAGAGAGCGAGACUGACGGUGAGGAGGAGAGGCGACUUCACCAACAGUGAACGGACCACACACGGUACGAGAGAGCUCGUGGCACCGCUCACCAUGUCCCUCAAUGCCACCACGUUGGCCUCGACGCUCACCAACGGCACGAGCACACAAGACGUCCUCAUCCAGAGUGCGGGAGCCAUCACAGCAGCAAUAGUAUUCAGCAUCAUCAUCAUCCUCGCAAUCAUCCUCGCCCUCGUCGUGAAAUUCCACAAGCCGUCGCACGGAGCCCUGAUGACGUCGACGAGCCAAUCGUCGCGUCACACGCGCAGCACGACCCACGCGCAACACCGCGUCAACGGCGCGGCUGCCACCUCCAUCUCAACCGCCGCCGCCGCGUCAUCGCGACGUCACAACGGCGCCGCCCCCUCGCGCCACGAGGGCUCCGCGUCUCGCUACAUCACCCCCUACGGUGACCCCCACCGCAACGGCUCGCUGGCUCGGCCCGGCGGGAGACUGGACGGGGUCGUGGUGACUCAGCGCACGCAAGCCGGCAACUGGGAGCCCGAGCGUUGGCCCAGGAUUUCGUUGGCGGUCCCGGCCGGGGGAGGGGCGGCGGUGGUCAGCAUGGACGACCUGCCCACCAUCUCGCGCUUCGACGAGCCGGCGACGGGCUUGCUGCGGGCGGGACACGACGGCGCUUCGUGGGAACGCAACGGCUCGUCGGUGUCGACCAUCGGCGGGGUGUCGCUCGAGAUGUCGACCAUCAACAGCAUCGAGGACCUCAUUCCGCCGGAUUACCCCAUGGACUGAGUUGGCGGGAGGCACGGGGAGGGAGGGAGGGGAAGGCCGCUGGGAGGAUAACGGUGGAGCGGCGGUGGCAGCGGCCGGCCUAGAAGUAGUCGCGGGAGACGCCGAGAGCCGCCGAGCGGAAAUUCCACGUGUCUAUGACGGGAGGGUGGGGAUGGAGGCAGGUGAGCUGUGGACUCGCUGUUGACGUCUCCUGCAAAGUUAGGAACUUUCUUUUGGUUUGUGUCGACCACGAAGAAUCCAUGAUGAUGGCGAUGACGAUGUUCGGCAGUGAUUGAUGAUGAUUUGCAGCUUUUGUGAACGUUGUCCUGGCUUGCGACCCCCCCCCCC
Messenger RNA from Lethenteron reissneri (Far Eastern brook lamprey), 1678 nucleotides. RefSeq lists its product as uncharacterized. The record is from RefSeq and is a predicted model, not a curated record. NCBI's taxonomy places the organism in Eukaryota, Metazoa, Chordata, Hyperoartia, Petromyzontiformes, Petromyzontidae.